Aspergillus heteromorphus CBS 117.55 is the source of this 1092-nucleotide messenger RNA. RefSeq lists its product as uncharacterized. The record is from RefSeq and is a predicted model, not a curated record. Gene Ontology annotation, cellular component: ribonucleoprotein complex; cytoplasm; nucleus. Gene Ontology annotation, molecular function: mRNA binding. The annotation marks the transcript as partial. The transcript is spliced from 4 exons. NCBI's taxonomy places the organism in Eukaryota, Fungi, Ascomycota, Eurotiomycetes, Eurotiales, Aspergillaceae.
AUGCCUUUGCCUCUGCGCGAAAAGGGUCGGAUGGCCAAAUCCGGAAGGUCAGACGAGGAGUUCGUUCUGUUCCUCCAGGGGAUUCCGGCGCACUGCCGUUGGCAAGAGCUCAAGGACCUGGUCCGUCAGUCAGCCUUACAUAUCCGGCAGGCAGUGGUCUAUGAUGACCAGCAUGGGUUCCCAACCGGUCUGGGCCAGAUCAUCGUGAAGAACGAAGAUGAAGCGUGGCGGACAUAUCACAAACUAUCGACCAGCGGCUGGGAGGGCCAAAGUCUGGUGGUCACAUUGGCGCGAACUUGCUCACCGACUCGGCCGAUUGCCGGGCCUACGAAGAGUCCCAACAUGGCCUCGCCCAACUAUGCACCAGGAUACUCCACUCCGCCGAGGGUAGCGCAGAACAUGGCGGUGCCUCCCUCGCCAGUCUCACCCGAACCCGUCCUAUCCACGAGCCCUAACGGCUCCGCAUUUCAGACCCCCGAAUAUGCCCCCAUGAUCAAUCCCAUGGGGAUGCCUCACCAGCCUUUCAUGCCCAUCUUCACGGACCCAAUAACGCAGCAACCCAUUUCUUGCAUCCCGCCAUCGCCCGUUCCUCUCCGCCACCACACAUUCGGCGACGCCUUCGCCAUUCCCAUCUUCCCCCCAUACUCCAUCCCGACCAUGCAACCAUUCCCCGAACCACCGAUGCAUGGCGGCUUUCGAGGGCCCGGACGCAGAGCCCAAUUUCCCCGCAAGUCCAACUACGGCUACAACAGCCAGAACCCGGCCUUUGCACCGCACAAUCAGAUCUACCAGUCUGGCGGCGGCGGCGGCUGUGGCCCGGGUGGUCCUCGACCCUCCCCCCGACGAACGAUCUUCGUGCAGAACCUGAGCCCCGCCACCAGCGAGCUGAAUUUCCGCCUCUUCGUCCAGGAGUGCGGUGCCACGGUCGAGCAGUCCGAGGUGCCCGUGGACCCGGACACAGGCCGCUGCAAGGGGUUUGCGCGGCUGACGCUGCGCACAGCCGAGGAAGCCAAACGCGUCGUGGCCCUCUACAACGGUGCCUUCUUCAUGGGGGCGAAGAUCCGCGUCAAGAUCGACCGGAGCAUUCAUCUC